AUCUUUCGGCGUAUUGCAAGUUGCUCUAUAUUCAUAAUCACUAUUUAACUCGUCCCAUGGCAUCCCUUCAGCCUUGUCAAAUGCCAAGGGGCUCGAUGAGGCUCUUGUGCACAACCUCACUUAACCAAACCCUCUUCCUCUUCCUCUUCUCUCUCCUCCUCUCUCCCUCCUUUCUCUUCCAACAGCCAUCCCAUCCAUCUACCCCAUCACCCAUCACCCAUUUCCUCUUCCUCUUCUUCGUCCACCUCGCGCACAAAACACUCCGCAAUUGCCAAAAAGCCGAGACCAAAGAUCUUGAGAUAUCAGAAAUCAGAUACCUCCACAGCGUUGUCCGAACUAGAUACCUAAUUAUCAACUAUUUCUAUACUCCCAGCUCGAUACCAAGCAAUCAAAACUCGCAAUCGGCAUUUGCAAAUAUAAAAAGUGAGGUCAAAACACAAUCCGGCCCUGUGCGGAGGUAGUUUUACGGUGACCCGUCACUGAGAAAGGUGGAGGGUAGAAAAUUGUCUGUUUUUCUUGAGAUGUACAUAUGUUGUGGUGUACGUAUCAACAGGAUAUAAAUAUCGAACGUCGGGUAGUAUAUCAUCUCCUUUCAUCUCAUCGAUAUAUCUACCUCUAGCCCUGCCACUGCCAGAAGGAAAUCCAGAUUCCAAGUAUACCGUCUCAAGGCAAGCCCCUCAAGGGUACACCAUGGAGACUGGUUAGGUAGCUCGGUGGCUAGGUAAGGAGAAGUAACGAUACGUGUAGAUAUUUCGGGCCG
Mollisia scopiformis is the source of this 760-nucleotide messenger RNA. RefSeq lists its product as uncharacterized. Bases 96 to 461 code for a protein of 121 amino acids. NCBI's taxonomy places the organism in Eukaryota, Fungi, Ascomycota, Leotiomycetes, Helotiales, Mollisiaceae. The transcript has 2 exons. The record is from RefSeq and is a predicted model, not a curated record.